GGAGGAGAGCAGGGCGCGCGAGCGCUCUCAGGCAGGCUCGUGACUAGCCGUGUUUGGGAGGUGGGGAGGGCCACGCAGGGAAAGAGUGGAGGAGGAACUGCUCCUCCUCCAUAGCUCAGCAGCUGAGUAACAAGCACACGGAUCUUGUCGCUGCUGAGCGUGCAGGAGCAUGGGAAAGUCGGAGCCCUGUGGCCUGAAGACAUCGGCAGAGGACUAGCUUCUGGAGGGAAGUACCCCUCCCUCACUCCCUACGUGGGAGGGGAAUGCUUAUCCACUUGCAGUGGAUCAGUGGUGCAAGAGCAAAAUGUGAAGAAUCUCAAUUCCAGUGCAGUAAUGGACGCUGUAUAACUCUGUUAUGGAAGUGUGAUGGAGAUGAAGACUGUUCUGAUGGCAGUGAUGAGAGCUCCUGUGUGAAGAAGACCUGCGCUGAAUCUGACUUUGUGUGCAACAGUGGUCAGUGUGUCCCUAACAGGUGGCAGUGUGAUGGGGACCCAGACUGUGAAGAUGGAUCUGAUGAAAGCCCUGAACUGUGCCACAUGAGAACAUGCCGGGUAAAUGAAAUCAGCUGUGGUCCUCGAUCAACUCAGUGUAUCCCUCUGUCCUGGAAAUGUGAUGGUGAAAAUGACUGUGACAGUGGUGAAGAUGAAGAGAAUUGUGGCAAUGUAACUUGUAGCCCUGCAGAGUUCACUUGCUCCAGUGGGCAGUGCAUCUCCAAAAACUUUGUCUGUAAUGGCCAGGAUGACUGCAGUGAUGGUAGUGAUGAACUGGACUGCACACCACCUACUUGUGGAGCACAUGAAUUUCAAUGUAAAAGUUCUAGUUGUAUCCCUAUUAGCUGGGUAUGUGAUGAUGACGCAGACUGUUCAGACCAGUCAGAUGAAUCUCUAGAGCAAUGUGGCCGCCAGCCUGCCCAUCCUGUGAAGUGUUCUCCUAGUGAAGUACAAUGUGGCUCAGGAGAAUGUAUUCACAAGAAGUGGCGGUGUGAUGGAGACUCAGACUGCAAGGAUGGAAGUGAUGAAACAAACUGCCCUUCCCGGACUUGUAGACCAGACCAGUUUAAAUGUGAAGAUGGGAAUUGUAUCCAUGGUAGCAGGCAAUGUAAUGGUGUAAGAGACUGUCUAGAUGGAACUGAUGAAGUCAACUGUAAAAAUGUCAAUCAGUGCUCUGGAUCUGGCAAAUUCAAGUGCAGAAGUGGGGAAUGUAUAGACAUCAGCAAAGUGUGUAAUCAGCAGCAGGACUGCCGGGACUGGAGUGACGAACCCCUCAAGGAAUGCAACUUGAAUGAAUGCCUGGUGAACAAUGGUGGAUGCUCUCAUAUCUGCAGAGACCUAGUUAUUGGGUAUGAAUGUGACUGCCCAGCUGGGUUUGAACUGAUAAACAGGAAGACAUGUGGAGAUAUUGAUGAAUGCAGGAAUCCUGGGAUCUGCAGUCAAAUCUGUAUUAACUUAAAAGGAGGCUACAAAUGUGAAUGUAGCCGUGGCUAUCAAAUGGAUCUAGCUACUGGAGUGUGCAAGGCAGUAGGAAAAGAACCAUGUCUGAUUUUCACUAAUCGUCGGGACAUCAGGAAGAUUGGUCUGGAAAGGAAAGAAUACCUCCAGCUCGUAGAGCAGCUAAGAAACACCAUAGCUCUCGAUGCUGACAUUGCUGAGCAUAAACUCUUUUGGGCUGACUUUAGCCAAAAGGCAAUUUUCAGUGCCUCACUUGAUAGUCGUGAUAAGGUGGGCAAACACUUAAAAAUCAUAAGCAAUGUACACAGUCCUGCAGCAAUUGCUGUUGACUGGGUCUACAAGAACAUCUACUGGACUGAUUCAGCUUUGAAGAGUAUCUCAGUGGCUAGUCUUGAUGGUGCUAAAAGGAAGAUCCUGUUUAAUACAGGCCUAAGAGAGCCAGCCUCCAUAGCUGUGGAUCCUCUCUCUGGCUUUAUGUACUGGUCUGACUGGGGUGAACCAGCCAAAAUAGAAAAGGCAGGAAUGAAUGGACUUGGUAGACAGCAACUGGUGACAACAGACAUCCAGUGGCCUAAUGGAAUUGCACUAGAUCUUGUAAAAAGCCGCCUCUACUGGCUUGAUUCAAAGCUACAUAUGCUGUCCAGUGUGGAUCUGAAUGGCCAGGAUCGUAGGAUUGUGUUAAAAUCGCAUGAGUUUCUUGCUCAUCCUCUUGCUCUAACAAUAUUUGAGGACCGUGUCUACUGGAUUGAUGGAGAGAAUGAAGCAGUCUAUGGUGCCAAUAAAUUUACAGGAUCUGAAUUGGCUACACUAGUGAACAACCUCAACGAUGCUCAGGAUAUCAUUGUGUAUCACGAGCUUGUUCAACCAUCAGGCACAAACUGGUGUGAUGAGACCAUGAAGAAUGGUGGCUGUGAGUAUCUGUGCCUGCCUGCUCCCCAGAUAAAUGAACACUCUCCAAAGUAUGCCUGCAUAUGUCCUACUGGAUACAACCUACAAGAUGAUGGCCUAAGGUGUAAAGUUUCAGGUACUGGAACUACUGUGGCUUACAUUGAGACAAAAGAUACCAGCACAACAGAAAAACCACCAACUGUUGGACCAGUUCCUGGAGGACACAAUUUCAGCAGUGCUGUGUCAGAAGUCAGUUCUGCCAAAGGAACUUCAGCUGCCUGGGCUAUUCUUCCUCUGGUAUUACUGGCACUGGCAGCGGCAGCAGGUGGCUACUUCAUGUGGCGUAACUGGCAACACAAGAAUAUGAAAAGCAUGAAUUUUGACAAUCCUGUCUACUUGAAAACAACUGAAGAGGAUCUCACUAUUGACAUUGGGAGACACAGCAGUUCAGUAGGACACACUUACCCUGCAAUAUCCGUUGUAAGCACAGAUGACGAUCUAGCUUGAAUACUCGAGCUGGCAAUCUACUUGUGUUCUACAGUCUUUUGGAUGGUAACAGGCAAGUAGCUGAAGAUUCUUCCAAGAGGGAAGAAUGAAGAAACCUGUAUGUGUGGAGCAAGCUUGUGUAAAUACUUAUACAGGUUACCAGAACUCUGUAAAUAUCUGUCCACAAUUCAGCUUUUGAUGGUUACUGUUUAUCUGUAACCCUUGAAUUUGUCAGUACUACCACUGACCAACUAUUUAAAGCACUUUCCAUAGAAAGCCAUAUUCCAGGAACAACUUGUGCUAUAGUGUACCACCUGUACAUAUUUGUAUAGGCCACUUGUAAAUAUUCCUGAACAAUCACUAUUAAGCACUUUGAAAUAUUUCAAAUGUAAAUUAUUGUAAACUCUUUUUCAAUGGUUGGGUCAAUGGCAAUAGGAGAAAACGGGUUAUUCAGAUAAAUUGCCAAAAAUUUGUAAACACAAGUAAUUUUGUAUGUGAAUGAAUUGUGAAUCUUUCCUGCCUGGGACACCUUACAGGUGUACAGAGGAUGAAUGCUCUCUAUCAAAACCACUGUAAAGUUAAAUGCUGAAAUUAAAACAGUCAAAGUGA
Messenger RNA from Chrysemys picta bellii (western painted turtle), 3431 nucleotides. RefSeq names its product very low density lipoprotein receptor (gene VLDLR). Gene Ontology annotation, cellular component: plasma membrane. Gene Ontology annotation, molecular function: apolipoprotein binding; calcium ion binding. NCBI's taxonomy places the organism in Eukaryota, Metazoa, Chordata, Testudines, Emydidae. The record is from RefSeq and is a predicted model, not a curated record.